Zonotrichia leucophrys gambelii is the source of this 1972-nucleotide messenger RNA. It is a transcript of the gene TMEM50B, whose product is annotated as transmembrane protein 50B. The transcript is spliced from 7 exons. Gene Ontology annotation, biological process: protein targeting to vacuole; late endosome to vacuole transport via multivesicular body sorting pathway. The record is from RefSeq and is a predicted model, not a curated record. Lineage: Eukaryota; Metazoa; Chordata; Aves; Passeriformes; Passerellidae. Bases 684 to 1160 code for a protein of 158 amino acids.
GUGUGCAGCCAUUCCCUGUGUGCUGUCCCUGCAUCCCCUGGCAAUUGUCUCUCUCCAGCUUUCCUGGGGCUCCUCCAGGCCCUGCAAGGCCGCCCUGAGCUCAGCCCAAAGCUUCUCCUGUGCAGGCACUCAGGAACUGCUGUUGAUGGAAGAGUCCAGGACAGAGAGCUGGGACAGCGGGGCAGCGACAGCCGAGCCCAGGGCAGAGUGAGCCGGGCCUGGGGCAGUGACAGCUGUGCCCAGGGCAGUGACAGCCGUGCCCAGGGCACUGUGGGCUGUGCCCAGGGCAGCCUGAGCCGUGCCCAGGGCAGUGACAGCCGUGCCCAGGGCAGCCUGAGCCUGUGCCCAGGGCACUGUGGGCUGUGCCCCGGGCAGCCUGGGGCUGUGCCCAGGGCAGCCUGAGCUGUGCCCAGGGCAGUGACAGCCGUGCCCAGGGCAGUGACAGCUGUGCCCAGGGCAGUGACAGCCGUGCCCAGGGCAGCCUGAGCUGUGCCCAGGGCAGUGACAGCUGUGCCCAGGGCACUGUGGGCUGUGCCCAGGGCAGUGACAGCCGUGCCCAGGGCAGUGACAGCUGUGCCCAGGGCAGUGACAGCUGUGCCCAGGCAGUGACAGCCGUGCCCAGGGCAGUGUGGGCCGUGCCCAGGGCACUGUGGGCUGUGCCCAGGGCACUGUGAGCUGAGGCCAUGGCAGGGUUCCUGGACAAUUUCCGCUGGCCAGAGUGCGAGUGCAUCGACUGGAGCGAGCGCCGCAACGCCAUCGCCUCCAUCGUGGCCGGGGUGCUGUUUUUCACAGGCUGGUGGAUCAUGAUCGAUGCUGCCGUGGUCUAUCCCAAGCCGGAGCAGCUGAACCACGCCUUCCACACCUGCGGGGUCUUCUCCACCCUGGCCUUCUUCAUGAUAAAUGCUGUAUCAAAUGCACAGGUGAGAGGAGACAGCUACAGUGAUGGAUGCUUAGGAAGAACAGGGGCUCGGAUCUGGCUCUUCAUCGGCUUCAUGUUGAUGUUUGGAUCCCUCAUUGCUUCCAUGUGGAUUCUCUUUGGAGCAUAUGUCACACAGAACACUAAUGUGUACCCUGGAUUAGCAGUGUUUUUCCAGAAUGCAUUAAUAUUUUUCAGCACCCUGAUCUACAAGUUUGGGAGGACAGAAGAGCUGUGGGGCUGAGCUGCCUUGGCCACAGCUGCCACGUGGUUCUUGUGUGUAGAUAACUCACAGUCCCUUGUCCUUGGUUUGCUUCCCGGCCUGGUGGAACUGAGACAAUUCCAGGCUCUGUCUGAAGGCCUGGACACACCUGUGAAUGUGUCCAUAGGACAGGAUCUGUCCUUUCCCAGGGAAGGGCAGGCUGCCAAGCCUCCCCUGCUCAGGCUCCAGCUUCCUCCUGCAGCUUCUGCUCCACAGCUCCACCCGUGUCCAGGCUUCUGUGAACAGUAGUGAGCAACCAGGACAGAGCCAGCCCAGCCCUGCUGGGCUCAGAGCUGAUUUUAAACAUUUUAUAUUAUUGUUCAGGUAAAAAUAAAGUAGAUUUUUUUUUUUCUUCUUUUGGGAAAAGGUUAUGGGUUUUUAAGCGAGUCCCUACACUCAGCAGGUUGUGCAUGGCAAAGCAAAGUAUUCCUGACUUGUGAUGGCUCUGGCACAAAGGACAUUUGCUGGCACCACAGUCCUUGGAAUUAAUUUCAUGCUGCUCAGUGUAAGAGAUACCAGUUGGUAUUUAAUGUAUUUCCUGAUAUUAGAAUAAAAAAACUCCAACAAACUGAUGCCAGGUGUACUUGAUGUGGAGAAUAAAUGAGUCAGAGCAGUGUCUUGCUACUCCUGCCAGUGGCACUGUCUGCAGGGGCAGCUGUUUGCUGAUAAAUCAGUUUUCCUGACUGUUCCCUCUGUGCUUACAAGGAAGUGAGGUAUGGAUGGAUUUAUUGCUCACAGUCCAAGCUUGUAAUAAUUUCAAGUUUCAAUAAAUUCUAGGAGUGACUCACACCCGG